AUGGAUGACCGCUUUCUGUACGGGGAAGAAGUGCAACUGCAUAGAGGUGCCUUCGUCAAAAUCUAUGAAACUGCACGUGACGACUACGACAGAGAGACUACAUGUGAUGGGGCCUUUGAGGAUGAUGCUGAGUCGGCUGCCUUGAGCUGGACUGAUGAAUAUGUUGAUCUGCCAGAGGUUGACUCCUUGCUGGAUUCGGCUACCCCUUCGGGGAUCCAGAGUGAGGCUGAUUCUGUGACCCUGAUGCAAGGUCAAAGACCGGAGUCUGUUGAUGGGUCUGACCCGCCCACUACGCUCUCCACCAGACGGACAGACUCUGAAGGUCUCUGCGCUGGAUAUUCUGUGAGAGGACCAAUUGAACAAGCUCCCCAUUAUCAGAGCCAGGCGCAGCAGGUAGAAGAUCUUCGCAUUUGGCUAGCUGAUUUGCUGGGGACAGACCCCCCAGUCACUCUUUUUGUCUUUGAAGGUUUAGGCGCUGAUGUGACCACGCACCAAAUUGUCUUCACACACACAACGCUGAGUGAUGCAGCCCGAUUUCCUAUUUGGCUUCAACGAGAACUCCGCACCUUGUGGCGUGGACAAGCCAGAAUUUUUCCUCUCCAGUCAGCGCCUUAUCAUGAUCUCCGUAUUGCAGUGUUGUUGCAGGCUGCGUACGGACAUGAGCUGCCUGUUCUCCUUGAAAUCCACCAGCUUCAGGAUACCUGGAGGGAGAUCCAUGUGGUGACACAGGCGGUCACGAUUAACAGCCUCGUCUGGAGGUCGCGACUACCACAGAUCGUGCCUGAGACACAGCAGUAUCAGGUGGCCUUGUCCGGUGAGCUCGCUGGGCCGGGAGACCUUAUCCCUUGGGCACCCGGGCAAUGGCUGAGCAUCGUUGUUGGACCACUUGGGCACUACCAUGGAGAAGAUACAACUGCUUCCUCAUUGAACCCAUCGCUACCUUCUUUGAGUACUCUUGCUGCGAGCCAGGCUGCUUCCUCUUCGCUGGAUACCCCUGUUGCUGGCUUGACUGGAGAUCCACUUGAAGGUCCAAUCUUGGCGCCUUUGCUACCUGAGAUCGGGGAAAGUGACUACCCUAGGGUGGCGGAGGAUGAUCUUUCUUUUCUCUUCCAGAUCCAAGUCAGUGGCAGGGCACAUGAGUGGCUCCGAGGCCCACGGCCCUGGCUUGAGAGGGAUGAACCUCUACAGAGAGAGCGCAGACGGUUUCUGGAAUGGAGGCGGAAAGUCGACAUCACCAGAAGAACGACAAGAUUCUAUAGUUUUGACUACUUUGCCCAUGAGGCAACGGCCUUCUUGGCUGCCAGAGAACAAUGGCCUGAUUUUGUCAUCUAUUCAACAAAGGAUGAGCAAAUCACCCAUUGGGGACUGGCGGUUGAUCAAUACUUUGUGCUGGAGCGGUUUGAUUUUGCAACAGUUGUCAGAGACUACCUUCGCAGUGUGAUCCCGUUCCAUACGAAAGUAGCCUUGAUUCCUGUCAAGCCAUGGCCUGGCCUUCAUGAACAACAAGGAGAAGACGAUCUCUUCCUGUUGGUUGAUGAGGACCCUGUGUGUGAUGCAAUCCCUGUUAUGGUUAGCUUGUGGGUGCGUGAAGGGGAUCGGGCCCCUGAGCUGUCGGCUAGGGGGCCCAGCACCUAUACCAGUGGUGAAUCGAUUACGAUGCCCACUGGAACCUACUGUCGAUUUGAGUUCUAUGCACCUGAAGAAGCUGCUGAAUUGCUGUUGGACCUACCACCUCAUGUGGACUAUCUUGAGAUUUUCACUGAUGGUUCAUUCUCGACAGGCAAUGGUGAUUACAAUAUCAAUCCAUCUGACCGCCAAUUGCGUCUUCUCCGAGCACUUGUACAGGCAUACCAAACAUCUGCUGCCAAUUCGUCUCGCCUUUCUUGGGAACAUGUGAAAGGGCACUCUGGCAAUCUCGGCAAUGAAAUGGCUGACAUUUUUGCCAAAAAUGCCUUUCUUGGCCAACAAGAGCUACGAGACCAACCUCGACCGGAUUAUGCCCCUUUUGUGUUCGGAUAUCGCUUUCCCAUUGAGAGUUUUUGGUUGUAUUAUUGCAAUCUAGCUCCUGGGACUCCGCUUCUGCAGAAUGCGAUGUUGCAUUUGCCUGGAGUGCACAUUGGAGGUGACGCCAUUGAUCGCCUACCUGAGAACCUAGUCACACCACCAGAUCACAAGAUGAAGCAGAAACAGUUGAGUGUCUUUGCGGCUACCUACAAUGUCAUGACGUUGGGUCCAAGAGGUGGAUCUCUUUUUGUGCAAUACCUACGUGAACAAGCUGUGGCGCACGGUCUUGAUAUCCUGUUCCUGCAAGAAACAAGAUCGAGGCAUGACCAGCUUGUGAUCUCGGCGACCCACUACAGGUACACGGCUGCUGCUAAAGACGGUGUUGGAGGAGUGGAGAUUUGGCUAACAAGAGAAAGACGGAAGACAGGACAUGCAGCAUUUGACAAAGCCACGACGCAAGUCUUGCAUGCUGCUGCACAGUGUCUUCUUCUGAAGACCACACUCCAGGGAGUGACCCUCCUCCUGCUCACCUUCCACGCUCCACAUAGUGGAAGAGGAAGACAUGACAUUGAACUCUUUUGGCAGUCCUUGACCUCGCUGGUUAGGCCCUAUGUUCAGAAGUUCCCGAAUCUGAUCGUGGGAGCCGAUGCGAAUGCCCAUUUUGCGACGGAGCUCGAUGGCCAUAUUGGCUAUGCGGGGCUUGAGCAUGCUACUGAUCAUGGGGGUGAUUGUUUCCGACGCUUCCUGCUCGAUUUUGACUUGUUCAUACCCAGUACUUUUGAGCACAUUCACAGAGGCAGUCACCAGACCUGGUGGAGCUUCUCGGCUCAUAAAGGGGCUCGCUGUGACUAUUUUGCUGUGCCAAAGUCAUGGAGUACAUCUUUUUUCCAAACUGAAGUAAAGACAUCGCUUGACGAAGGGAAAGCUGGCAUUGACCACCUACCUUUGACAAUGCACUGCAAGAUCCUGUUCUGCACUUCUGUUCGUGUGCGGAGCAAGGAGGGUUUUGACCGCCGCUCUUUGCAAGAGGCGACAAAGGAGCAGAUCCAGGGUGUCCUUCGGGAUGUACAGAUCCCUGCUUGGCAUGAAGGCAUUGAUCAGCAUGCAAUGAAAUUGGUGCGACAGAUCCAUGACCGACUAUGUCAGGAAUUUCCUCCCAAAAAAAGGGCCACGAAAGUCGUAUAUCUCUGA
Durusdinium trenchii is the source of this 3195-nucleotide messenger RNA. Lineage: Eukaryota; Dinophyceae; Suessiales; Symbiodiniaceae. The record is from the annotation of a GenBank genome assembly.